This is a messenger RNA of Necator americanus (New World hookworm), 366 nucleotides long. RefSeq lists its product as uncharacterized. Lineage: Eukaryota; Metazoa; Nematoda; Chromadorea; Rhabditida; Ancylostomatidae. The transcript has a single exon. The record is from RefSeq and is a predicted model, not a curated record. Bases 1 to 366 code for a protein of 121 amino acids.
AUGGCUACGUCAUUGAAAACGCGGAAAGGAGUUUUAACCAGGCAUUCUAACUCCCUAUCGCAAGCAUUGGCGAGACAUGCGACUUUAGGGGAAAACGUAGGUCUAGAGGAUCAGGGAGCAUAUAGAACUAUACUGAAUGAGAUCGAAAAGGCUGAAAUGGAGAUUAAAUCACUCCAAGACAUCUUUGAUAGAGCGCUUUUUGCAUUUACCGAAACAGUGGACAACCUAAAGGAACCUCUCACUGAAGAGGAAGAGGCGAAAGUUUCGGAGUAUAUAAGUGGCGCUCAGGAACUCAUCUCUCAAUCCACAUCCCUGCUCAUCAAACUGGAGAUUAACAAGGAGCAGUUGACAUCUAGUACCCAAUGA